AAAGAAUUAGGCUCAGAUUUAGCCCGCAACCGGUUGAUAAUUCAAUCCCCACUUACGUUACGGUGUUAGCGAACUCCUAGAUAAGCGAUUUCACACGGUGAUAAUCCUUAAAGGUUCCCGUUCUGUUCGGUGCUAGCAGAAAAAACGAGCUAAAGAAAGCAAUAAAAUGUCGUUUGCGGACAAAAUUGCCGGGCUUAUGGCGCGUCCUGGACAGGAUAAUGUCCCGCGGGACGAUGUACCUUGGCAUCUAAAAUACGGUGGGCGAGCAACGGGAAUCGUCGGUGGAUUCUUUGCCGUCCUAUUCGGAUUGUAUAAUUGCUUAGGUAUUUUGCUCGCCGAUGUAGGAUGUCUCGUUGGUGGCAUGCUGCAGAUUCUGGUCGGUUUAGUUGUACUAGCGAUAGAAGCACCUUUCUGCUUCGCGUUUAUAGACUUUGUGCCACAGACGGCUGAAAAAAUAGAUCAACGUCCGUAUUGGAACCGUGCGGCUCUCUAUUGCGUAAUUGCCAUUCCACCAGUUAUUCUGUGUUUCGGACUGGGAAGUCUUUUUGGAUGCGGGCUCAUAUUCCUCACCGGCAUGCUGUACGGAAUGAUGUCGCUUGGUAAAAAAGCGUCGUUAUCGGAAAUGCGAGCAGCGGCAGCAACGGGGGAAGCCAGCACGUCCGCUGAACGGGGCAACGGUAUGUCGUCAGUAGAAGUCGUCGGUGGUAGCACGCCGACCAAGCAGAACUCGACUUUAGUGUAUAACGUCCAACCGAUCUCUUACAGCGCACCACCCCCAUACGAUAGCGUAGCUUAGAGAGGACGCAUGAGCGCAGGAACGAUCAUUUAGCUCAGGACAGAGACAGGAGCACGGAGAGGAGAUAGUAAAGCGAUUCCGCAAACAAAAACACCCUAGCGAACACUGAACACUGCACAGGCUUUUAGACUAAGGCGUGCUAAAGUGAUACAUUCGAAGAACAGGCCAACCGUGAGAAAAGUAACUGAUAAUUUUAAUUUGCUGAGCUUAAGAUUAAUUUGGCAUACGUUCGUACUAGCCUGAUUUGUUUCCUGGUCCCUCGUAAUUAAUAACGAAUGUUUCGGAACCAUGUACACCUUUUUUGUAUGUAGGGUAAUGUCCCUAUCCCUUAAUCUCGCCAAGAAAUGUUUCACCUGCAGCAAUGCAGUUUUUACGAGUUCGAUAAAUUAUUAGCUGAACAAAUGUUCAUCACCAAAAGAACUGUUUUGUGCGAGAUUCAAACUGUCAAUCACAUCUGGUAACGACUAUCCCUUCUUUCGUUUGGAUGUAAAAAUGCAACGAACUGCAUCACUCCCGCGCGCCCAUAGAUAGUAUUCAUUGGAAGGAGCAAAAUUAGUAUUUAAGGAGGUAUUUAUCGAUUGUCCUUGAUUCAUUUCUGUACUCCUUCUUUCAUCGUAAAUUGCCAACGAAUGACGCUCGCAAGAAGCUUUUUGAAUAUAUACAUUCCAUUCCGUCGCUUAAGCUUGGAGCGCCGUCUGAUUUACGCCCAGCUUCGUGUUUUCCAUCAGUCGGCAAUUUCUACGUUGCAUUCUUGCCCGUAACAUCCAUCGCAGUUCAUGCGGAUUGUUCUAGACGUGAGGCAUGGGUCGCUGAAUGGCCUAAUACUGUCAAACAACUAAACAAAUUGGAAGGAAAAUCACUCGUUUUAUCAAUCAGCAAACGCACGAGUACAGCGAUACAAAGUAAGAAACAUAUCCCGGAAGCAAGGCUGGAUUCUUGUUGUCGUUUGUGUACGAAUCCGUUUCGAUCGCAUUGCCCACUGCUCUUGGUGCCGAGAACACGUGCAAACACAACCGAUGCAGAACGAAUAAAGCCAUUGGAGGAGUUACAUUUUGUCUAUUAAUCAAUUGCCGUUACCCGUGCAGAGCUGCAGAAUAUGAUGAGUUCUAAUGGGAACGCAUGAUAGACAUGAAUAGUAAAAUGGUGUGGUACGAGAACGAAACGUGGCGAUAUCAGUAAGGCUUCUUUUGCAAAUUCAACAAUGCGACUAGACCUACGCCGACCAGGUUGGGGAGAAGUUGAAUUCAAGUCCUCCAUUUCGCAUGUAGAUAAAAGCAUGCAUUAUGUAAAGAAUACCAUAUUUACAUAAAAAAAAUAUAUAUAUAUACAUUAAUCGUGUACGAUACAAGAACGAUAGAGAAGCGCAUAGAGAAACGUUGAAGAUACAUGAAUAGAUCUAGACAAAACAACAAAAAAAAACAAAUAAAAGUGGUAGCAAAAUAAGAAAUAUCGACAUAAUGAGUGCAGAAAAUAAAGGAAAUAAGAAUAUUACCGUUA
Anopheles nili is the source of this 2293-nucleotide messenger RNA. RefSeq names its product calcium channel flower (gene fwe). Gene Ontology annotation, biological process: vesicle-mediated transport. The transcript is spliced from 5 exons. The coding region runs from base 167 to 796 and encodes 209 amino acids. Gene Ontology annotation, cellular component: membrane. The record is from RefSeq and is a predicted model, not a curated record. NCBI's taxonomy places the organism in Eukaryota, Metazoa, Arthropoda, Insecta, Diptera, Culicidae.